UCGAUUUCUCGAACGAGGCGGGGCCCGCCUCUACGACCCGAAAGGCAGCCGAGGCGAGCCGAACCGGAGCCGAACCGAGUGCGCACGCCCGAGCUGGAGUCAUCAAUAGCAGUGGCCAGAACUCGCUGCAAGGUCUCUGCGCCUCUCGUGGUCCGUCAGCCCUUCGGUCGCCACAUCACAUCCCACACUCAUUGCCUCCUAAACAGCUCGAGAACACAACAAAAUGUCGGCUCCAGACGGCGCAGCUGCAGGUGCGGGAGGAGAUGGCGAGAUCGUCGGGGGACCAAGGAACCCCCAGCAGAUCGCUGCGCAGAGAAGAUUACAACAGACUCAAGCGCAAGUCGACGAGGUCGUGGACAUAAUGAAGACCAACGUGGAGAAGGUGCUUGAGCGAGAUCAGAAGCUGUCAGAACUCGACGAUCGAGCAGAUGCUUUGCAGCAAGGGGCCUCUCAGUUUGAACAGCAGGCCGGGAAACUGAAGAGAAAGUUUUGGCUUCAAAAUCUGAAGAUGAUGAUCAUUAUGGGCGUGAUUGGGCUCGUGAUAUUAGCCAUCAUUGUGGCAAAAUUCAUGCCGGAGACACCACCGCCGGCUGCCCCCGCCAUCACGUACGCAGCACCUCCGCCACCGGCACCUGCUGAGGUUCAGAAGCCAGCGUAAGACCCGACGUGACCGAUACUCACACCUGGGACUGGGAUGAAGCGGCGACGACACCCACUGCACUCAGGAAAUAUUCCUUCUCCUUUUAUUUUUUUUUCUCGUCAAAACAACGCUUUGUCGUGAAUUUUAAAAAUUUUGCAGCUUUUCCUCAAUCUGGUCUUCUAACACCCUCCUUAAAACAAACAAUAAACAACAAUUUUAUGCGACCUUCUUCUCUAACUUUGGUACUGGUAGUCGGUAAACAAUUAUCUUGAAAAGAAAUCUUCGUUUUAUAAGUUCUAUUAUCUAUGUUUCAAAAGUUGGUAGAGAGCCCGAGCAGAAUCAAGGUAUCUGUAGCACUUCCCUAAGAAUAGGCUGGCACCGCUCAGCACAGCACCAGACCUGGGGAAGUCCGUUUUCUGAACCCCCGACAAUAAAGUUGUGCUUAAUAAGAAAAUGCAAGAGAAGUGCCGGGAAGCUCACGCCCAGGAAGAGUAAGCGAAUAUUCAUUGGAGUACCCGAACCGAAUCUUGGCGCAGCACGUAGCGACACCACUUUUCAUCUUUUGAUAUAAAUGUAGUUUAUGAAUGUUAUUUUAAAUUUCGAACGCUUAAUAUAUCCGCACUCAAACCGCGCAAAGAAUGUGGCGGGUGUGGCUACCAAUCAUUUAAUGGUUAUAAUUUAUCUAUGCUGUACGUAGGCGGAAUUCACAAUACAAUAAUACAGAAUGUCGAAAAAGUGUGUUUAGGCCUAUUCAAGUGCCGGCCGAAUAUUUUUUCUUUGGCAUUUCCGUACUUGUCGGAAGUGCGUUCUGAGAAUAUGUUCUUUUCAGGUUGAGAUGAACAUGCAGACACUUCCCAUAUAAUAUAACGCAUCCCUGAAUUGCUUCUUGGCUUCUAUUUGUAAAUAUUGAUGUACUGUUAUGGGGUAAAGGUGCUCAAACUUUGUAUGGAGUCAAAUGCAAUCGUCCUGUAAAGGAGAAAGAGAAAUUUGCACAAGCCUGUUUAAAGUCUUUUGAAUAGGCUUAUACAUCAGCGGCAUUGUCGCCACGACGGAGGGAGUUGACGAAUAAAAUAUUGAAUUAUUUUAAUCUUUCUGAUAUAGUUUUGUCUUUCAAACUUAGAUAGACUCUGAUUUUAAAAGAAUGGGUAGAACGACAUAUAAUAUAUAUAUAUCAAACUAGAGUAAUAAAAGCCAAAGUACAUCAGGGCUUAAUAAUUUCAUUUGCCUUCGAUGUUUGUUACAGAUAAAAGGACACUCAUGUAGAGUAAAUGUAAAUGUAAGAAAAUAAACAGUCGUGUUAAGACUCGCAAUAA
Frankliniella occidentalis (western flower thrips) is the source of this 1953-nucleotide messenger RNA. Its product is annotated as neuronal synaptobrevin. Gene Ontology annotation, biological process: vesicle-mediated transport; vesicle fusion. Gene Ontology annotation, molecular function: SNAP receptor activity; syntaxin binding. Bases 224 to 658 code for a protein of 144 amino acids. Gene Ontology annotation, cellular component: SNARE complex; plasma membrane. Lineage: Eukaryota; Metazoa; Arthropoda; Insecta; Thysanoptera; Thripidae. The record is from RefSeq and is a predicted model, not a curated record. The transcript has 6 exons.